Benincasa hispida (wax gourd) is the source of this 863-nucleotide messenger RNA. RefSeq names its product transcription factor RAX1-like. Lineage: Eukaryota; Viridiplantae; Streptophyta; Magnoliopsida; Cucurbitales; Cucurbitaceae. The record is from RefSeq and is a predicted model, not a curated record.
UUAGUUCCCUCUCUUAUAAACAAAAAACCAGAAUUUAACAAAAAAAAUAUAUUUUUUCUUUGAAAGAAAUAGAGAGAGAGAUCAUAAUCAAUUAAGAUAUGGGAAGGAGUCCAUGUUGUGACAAAGCAAGUGUGAAGAAAGGACCUUGGUCACCUGAAGAAGAUGCAAAGCUCAAACAACAUAUUCACAACCAUGGAACUGGUGGCAAUUGGAUUUCCCUUCCUCUAAGAGCUGGACUUAAGCGAUGUGGGAAAAGCUGCAGAUUGAGAUGGCUUAAUUAUCUAAGACCAGACAUUAAACAUGGCGAUUUCACUGAGGAUGAAGAUCGAAUUAUUUGCUCUCUCUUCGCCACCAUAGGAAGCAGGUGGUCAAUCAUUGCGGCUCAAUUGCCUGGUCGAACCGACAACGAUAUAAAAAACUAUUGGAACACAAAACUAAAGAAGAAGCUAAUGACAGAUUUAAAUUCAUCUAAUUUCAACCAAGUUUCUCCGCCACCGCAUACGGCGGCGAAUCCAUCUCCGAGCUGCAACAAUAAAAACAUGCAAUUGGUGCAACCAAAUUAUUAUAAUUAUUAUUAUGAUCAUAUACAAGAAAAUAUUCUUUCAUUUGGAGGGGAUCAGGCGGCCAGUUGCAGCUCUUCCGACGGAAGUUCCGGCGGCAACCACCUCGGCUACGGCGGAGGAGAAAUGGAAUUUGACCAAAAUGGAAAAUUUUAUGGUGCAAUGAAAAAGGAGGUGGGGAAAGAAGAAAAUCCAAUAUUAGAGUACAAUUUAGAAGAAAUCAAUAGGCUGAUUAGUAAUAAUAAUAAAUUUUCAUUUAAUGAAAAUUACAAGAGUGGAGAGACAUUCAUGUAUUAUUGUUGA